AAGCUGAAUGCGUCGAGGUUUGCACAGUAGCAUGCACAAUUUUAGACAUGUCUUUCUUUGAUAAAUUAAUGGAUCCUGAAAACAAAAUUGUUUUUAAUACAGGAAAAAUUCGACAGCGAUAUGAAACCGUUGUUGAUGAUUUUGUUAUUUGUGAUAACCUCAGAGGUAUGUUGCUUGAUACCGAGUGUCCGGAAUACAAUUUAUUUACUGAUGAAGAAAGACAGGAAUUCAUAUUCCGAAUUUUUGAAUUAUUAGUACUUGGUGGAGUUUUAUGUCAAUUUGAAAACGAAAUAAAGCCUUAUUUAGAUAUUACCAGAAGCAUCUAUAAAGAUUUAAUUAC
Molecule: messenger RNA, 340 nt
Organism: Ceratosolen solmsi marchali
Lineage: Eukaryota; Metazoa; Arthropoda; Insecta; Hymenoptera; Agaonidae
Exons: 2
Source: RefSeq, a predicted model, not a curated record